AUGGACUCCGCCGCACACCUCACCCAAAAGCUCCUCGCAGAACGAGCACGCAAUCGACAGCAACACCAACAACAACAACAAGACCCACCACCGCCCUAUUCCGAGUCCGACAACGACGCAGACCCCGACUCCGACGACGAAGAGGACGAAGAAGAAGGAGAAGAUUACGAAUCCCCCAUGAAACUCGUCAUCAACGCGACAAACACCAUCAAGGGGUCCAACAACCUCGUCCCGACCAACAACCCCAGUCCCCUCGCGGAUGCUUCCAAGUUCAGCACCCUGCUUCUGCAUGCCAUCAAGCAGAUCGAUGCUGCCAACGCUGCGGACUCUACCAAGCCGAAUCGAGGACUGAAGGUGGAUUUGACCAUCAAUUGUGGUAUAACGGUCAUCGGUGAUCGGAACGUCGUGGGAAAUGUGGGCUUGAAGCCCAAAGGUGCUAGCGCAGGAUCAGCAUCAGCAUCAGCUUCCACGGCUGUCGUUGCGGGCGCAAAGAGAAAAGCGGAAGACGGCGUGCCUUCAGAAGCCGAGCCGGCUGUGAAGAAGGUAUCAAUGGGCGAAGACGACCACGCGUGA
Lecanosticta acicola is the source of this 573-nucleotide messenger RNA. The record is from the annotation of a GenBank genome assembly. Lineage: Eukaryota; Fungi; Ascomycota; Dothideomycetes; Mycosphaerellales; Mycosphaerellaceae.